AUGGAUGCGGAAGUGUUGAAAGCAGAUCCAAAAGCUCGAGGAACUCGUUCGAUUAUCAGAGAAUUCAGUUUAAACACAUCAACUCAUGGUAUACCCGGUAUUGCACGUAGUCGAAGUAUACAAAAUCGUAUAUUUUGGUGUAUUUCAACACUUAUUUUUACCGGCGUAAUGAUUUUUUUUAUUACUCAAUCAAUUCGUGCAUACUUCGAAUAUCCUUCUCAGACAUCUGUAUCUAUUGCAGUUGAAUGGCCUCAAGCUUUUCCUGCAGUAACUAUUUGUAAUUAUUCUCCAUUAAGAUAUGAUCGAUUUAUUGGCUCUUUUUUAAACUAUACAAAUACACUUAACUUAACAAAUACAACGGAUACAACUAAUUUCACUUUUGCACAAUCUUUAUACAUUAAUGAUUUUCUAGUUUAUAAACUCAAUCAAGGUGAAUCUUUAAACGAUCUUUUUUUUCCACUUGAGUCAAUGAUGAUGGAUUGUGUGUAUAAUAAAAUAUCAUGUUAUGCAACUAAUUUCACUUCGUUUAUAUCAUCAGCAUAUGGUCUUUGCUAUACAUUCAAUGCCAAAUUAAGAGAUUCUUUCAAUACUAGGGUAAGAAAUAGCAGUGAAAACGGUGGCACUGGCGUACUUCAAACACAUUUCUAUGUACAUCAACAUCAAUAUGUGCCCUAUUUAUCAUAUGCACCAUACACAACAUGCAAUGAUAAACCUAAUCUGGGAAUGCAAAUCAUGUUUGAUCAGUACCAAGGUGCUGACUAUGCAUAUACACAAUUUCAAUGCUAUACUGUUUGUUUACAAGCAUAUAUUUACCAAAAAUGUGGUUGUGGACAUCCAUUUCGUUGGGCUAUCCGUUCUGUUGUACUUCCUGGUACUGAUAAAGCAAUUAAUAUAUCAUUUUGUGAUAUAAAAAAUCCAUGCUACAUUGAAGCAGCAGCAGAAUUGAUGAAUACACGAUCUAUAUGGACCACUUAUUGUCCUGACUGCACAGAAGAAUGUUCUACUUCUGAUUUUCUGAUUAAAUCAUCCUCACUCUUAGCACCACCUCAGUUUCUAAUGAAUGAUAUCAAACGAUUCGUUGAAUCAUCAAAAAUUCCACUCCCUGCAAACUGGUCAACAUCAUGGGCUUUUGAAAUUCAAUCUAAUUAUGUUUCUAACAGGUCUUUGGAUUGGGAUUAG
Messenger RNA from Rotaria sordida, 1179 nucleotides. The record is from the annotation of a GenBank genome assembly. NCBI's taxonomy places the organism in Eukaryota, Metazoa, Rotifera, Eurotatoria, Philodinida, Philodinidae.